Messenger RNA from Silurus meridionalis, 1960 nucleotides. It is a transcript of the gene gas7b, whose product is annotated as growth arrest-specific 7b. Gene Ontology annotation, molecular function: actin filament binding. Gene Ontology annotation, cellular component: cytoplasm; actin filament; plasma membrane. The coding region runs from base 67 to 1641 and encodes 524 amino acids. Gene Ontology annotation, biological process: neuron projection morphogenesis; actin filament polymerization. The transcript is spliced from 14 exons. NCBI's taxonomy places the organism in Eukaryota, Metazoa, Chordata, Actinopteri, Siluriformes, Siluridae. The record is from RefSeq and is a predicted model, not a curated record.
UGUUCGGAUCGAGAAGCGUGUUUGGGAGGUCGCCAGUGUCUUUCCCCACCCUACGCAGUUCACUGCAUGUCCAAUAGGGAUCGCGUCUCCGGGUUCGAUCGCGCGCAUCUGGAGGAGCGCAUCUGGUCGGAAUCCCGCAGCUUUUUAACGCGCAGACGAACGGAAGAAAGAAGGAAAGACAGAAAGCGUCAGCGCGCAGGGGAAGUUUACUUUGCGAUGUCGGGAUCGCUGUGUCGGAGUUUGUACGCGUUCAGCGGCGAGCAGCACGAGUGCGGAUUGCGCUUCCAGCCCGGGGAGCUGAUCCGCAUCACGCGCGCGCUGCCCGGCGGAUGGUGGGAAGGCGAGAAGGAUGGAGUCACCGGAUGGUUCCCAUCAAGUUACGUCCAGGUCUUGGAGAAAUCUGCCUCCUUGAGCAUGCUGCCUGGUGAGGACAUUUGCCAAAACCCAUUGCCCAAAGACUGGAAGUGUUACAUUUCACCAGAUGGACAGAAGUACUACGUCAACACUGUCAACAAUGAGACGACAUGGGAAAAGCCUUCCAGUGUCCCUGGAACACCCAGAACAUUACUGCGGCACAAAAACUCCUUACCGACAGUGAAUGGAUUUCAUGGUAGCAGUGGUCCAUUGCAUCAGACUGAGCAGUCACAUGUACCAAAACAGAAGGCCAACACAAAUCAACAGAGCCCUGUGUCCACGUCUCCAAGGAAAUCGGAGCACAAGACCUCAGUCACGCAGCUCAACUGCGUGACGUUUCCCCUCCUGUUACACACCACCGAACAGCAACUUCUCAAACCAGACGAGUGGAGCUACUGUGAUUAUUUCUGGGCAGACAAAAAGGACCCACAGGGGAAUGCCAGCAUUACAGGCUUUGAGGUCUUACUGCACAAACAGCUGAAGGGGAAACAAAUGCAGAAGGAGAUGGCUGAAUUCAUGAGAGAGAGGAUCAAGAUUGAAGAAGAGUAUGCGAAGAAUCUCUUGAAGCUCUCUCAGAUUCCUCUAGCAGCUCAGGAGGAAGGCACACUGGGAGAGGCUUGGGCCCAGCUGAAGAAAAGCCUUGCAGAUGAGGCCGAGGUGCAUAUCAAGUUCUCGUCUAAGCUACAAAGUGAAGUAGAGAAGCCUCUCCUGACAUAUCGAGACAGCUUUAAGAAGGACAUGAAGAAGUUUGACCACCAAAUUAGCGAUCUUAGGAAGCAGCUGGCCAGUCGAUACGCUGCUGUCGAGAAGGCACGUAAGGCGCUUGCAGAGAGGCAGAAGGAUCUGGAUGUAAAGACUCAACAGCUGGAGAUCAAACUGAGCACAAAGAUCGAGGAGGACAUCAAAAAGGCCCGCAGGAAAUCCACACAGGCAGGUGAUGAUCUGAUGCGAUGUGUUGACCUGUACAACCAGUCUCAGUCUAAAUGGUUCGAGGAGAUGGUCACUACUGGUCUGGAGCUGGAGAGACUUGAAGUGGAGCGGAUAGAAGUCAUUCGAAAACACCUCUGCCAGUACACGACGCUGCGGCACGAGACGGACAUGUUCAACCAAAGCACGAUGGAGCCGGUGGACAAACUACUCCAAGUUGUCGAUCCAGCCAAAGACAGAGAGAUAUGGGUAAAGGAGCACAAGACGGGUGAGGUGAGACCGGUGGACAUGGAGCUCUAACUCGCAGGGAAUGUGUUGCCGAUAGAAGAGGUGGAUUUUCCAAUUGUUCUUUGCAAGAACGUGAACAGGAGCAUCAUACUGGAGAAGAAAAUGAGUGAAGGGAAUGUGAAUAAAACUGCUUUCUGAUGAGACGGAGUUCUACUGCCCAGAGCUGUGUUUUAUAUAGAGAUUGAAGCCAGACGCCCUGCUAAACUUUGACCUAGUGAUGGACUCUGAUCAAGUACAAACGUAUAAAUAGUUCUCUUUCUCGCACACACAGAUAUGCACACACACACACACACACACACACACACACACACACACACACACACACACUUUU